Cuscuta campestris is the source of this 3386-nucleotide messenger RNA. The record is from the annotation of a GenBank genome assembly. Lineage: Eukaryota; Viridiplantae; Streptophyta; Magnoliopsida; Solanales; Convolvulaceae.
UAUUUAAAAUUAAAACCUGACAUACAUUAUUAAUGUAAGUUUUAAAUAAGGACGACACCCAAAACCAUGUCUUUUCUUGAUAUGAAAUGAGCGUGUUGCGAACAAUCAUUCAUGUUAAAAAAUGGGCUCUACGGAUCUGAGUGAGAGUUGACUUAAUGGUCUUCUCCAUGUUUGUGUUUCUUGGAAUGUCACAAGUGGUGGCCUGAAAAUUUUACCCAAUGAGUCUAUUCAAUUGGGUGAUUCUGAUUUGCCUCUUUUGUUCAUCUUUAGGUCUUCAAACCCCAAACCAGAGUUGCCAUCCAUCUGAUUUACACGCCUUGAGGCAAUUUGCUGGCAACUUGACCAAAGGGUCCAUUCUCUCCACAUGGUCUGGUGCAGUUAAUUGCUGCAUAUGGGAUGGUGUUGGAUGUGAAGGUGAAGGCAUGAGAGUGAUCAGUUUGAGUUUAUCUGGGAAAGGAUUGCAAGGGGCAAUUUCCCUUUCCCUAGAAAACUUGGAUAACUUAAGGUUUCUUGAUCUCUCCCACAAUCAUCUUCAAGGUGAGUUUCCCUUGGACUUGUCAAAAUUGAAGCAGCUGAGAGUUCUUGAUUUGAGCCACAACUCCUUUAAUGGGUCAGUGCUUGGGGCACUCAAUGGGCUACAAUCACUCCACGCACUCAACCUAUCCAGCAAUUUGUUCACUGGAGACUUUGCUGAUUUCGGUGGGUUUCAGAAUCUUGUUGUGCUCAAUGUAAGCAACAAUUCAUUUUCGGGUGCUCUGGGCUCUCGCCGCUUUUGCAGCAUCUCUAAGAAGCUUAGAAUCUUGGAUUUCUCUAGAAACAGUUUCGAAGGAGGGCUUGAUGUUUUGAUUGAGUGCGGCUUCCCCCUCUUGGAGCUGAAUUUGGAUUCCAAUCUUCUCUCAGGACAACUUCCUGACUCUUUGUACUUAAUCUCAUCAUUGGAGAGCCUUUCACUCUCUGCCAAUUACUUCUCUGGUCAGUUAAGCGCAAAUCUCAGUAAGCUUUCCAAUCUCAAGUCUCUGAUUUUAUCUAGGAACCACUUUUCGGGUGUUCUUCCUGACGUGUUUGGGAAUUUUACCCAAUUAGAAGUUUUGGAUGCAAAUUCCAAUAAGUUCUCAGGGCUAUUGCCAUAUACUCUGGCACUUUGCUCUACCCUACAAGUACUUGAUCUUAGGAACAAUUCUUUGUUUGGCCCCAUUGAUAUUGAUUUCACCAGAUUGUCCAAUCUCACUGCUCUUGAUCUUGCAAGCAACAAAUUUUCCGGUCCUCUUCCUAGGUCUCUCUCAAGUUGCAAGCAAUUGCAAAUUUUAAGUCUUGCCAAGAACAUGUUAAGGAGUUCAAUCCCUGAGAGUUACGCUAACCUCUCGUCUCUUGUGUUCCUCACAUUAUCAAAUAACAGUUUCGAAAAUCUUUCGGGUGCUUUACUUGUUCUGCAGCAUUGUCAGAAGCUUUCCACCCUUAUCCUCACCAGAAACUUCCAUGGUGAAGAAAUUCCCAAGAAUGUGAUCGGAUUUGAGAACCUGAUGACUUUUGCUAUAGGGAACUGUCACCUGCGCGGUCAAAUCCCUGCAUGGUUAUCCAAUUGCACCAAAUUGCAAGUCCUUGACUUGUCUUGGAAUCAGUUGGAUGGGAGCAUUCCUUUUUGGAUUGGCAAAAUGGAAAAUUUGUUUUACAUUGAUUUUUCAAACAAUUCGCUCACGGGUGAAAUCCCAAGGAGUUUGACAGAGCUAAAGAGCCUCACUUCUUCUGUUAGCUAUUUAUUCAGUCUCAAUGCUUCAAGUGGCAUUCCAUUGUUCAUAAAGCGAAACCAGAGCGGGAAUGGUUUGCAAUACAACCAAGCAUCAAGCUUUCCUCAAGCGAUCUAUCUGAGCAAUAACAGAAUAAGUGGGACGAUUCCGCCAGAUAUUGGACAACUGAGACAACUCCAUGUCUUAGAUUUGAGCAGGAACAACAUAUCUGGGACUAUUCCCGGCUCCAUCUCAAAUAUGCUGAAUCUGGAGGUUUUAGAUUUAUCUAACAAUGAACUCUACGGGUCCAUUCCACCUUCACUGGACAGGCUUACUUUCCUCUCAAAGUUCAGUGUUGCUAACAAUCACUUGCUGGGUGCAAUUCCUACUGGAGGUCAGUUUUUUAGCUUUCCCAGCUCAAGCUUUGGGGGGAACCCCGGGCUUUGUGGAAAGAUUGUUUAUCCCUGUGCUGCCAAUGGUGGACCCCUUCAACCAGCUCCUCUCCCCUCCUAUUCAAAUAACAGGCUGGGCCGAAGCGGUAUUAUUGAAAUUACAAUUAGUGUAACAAUUGGUUUUGUAAUUCUUCUUUCCCUUGUGCUGCUAAGGCUGUCUAGAAGAAAUAGCAGUGACCAAAUUGAAGAGUCAGAGGAGGAGGUGGGCAUAUCAUCCAGAUUGUCUGAUGCAUUUUGCCCAUCCAAUCUUGUUCUUUUCAAGAACUCAUAUUGCAAUGACAUCACAGUGGCAGACUUGCUAAGAUCAACAAACGACUUCAGCCAGUCGAACAUUAUUGGCUGUGGAGGAUUUGGUCUUGUCUACAAAGUUGAUUUGCCCAAUGGCAGCAAAGUGGCAAUCAAGAAGCUUUCUGGGGAUUCUUGCCAGUUGGAACGCGAAUUCCAUGCUGAAGUGGAAGCCCUGUCAAGAGCUCAGCAUGAAAACCUUGUCGCCCUUCAAGGAUAUUGCAGUUACGGGAGUGAUAGGCUGCUGAUAUACUCUUACAUGGAGAAUGGAAGUUUGGAUUAUUGGUUACAUGAGAGGGUGGAUGGUAGUCCAAGCUUAAUGUGGAACACUAGACUUAAGAUUGCAUUAGGGGCUGCUCGGGGACUGUCCUAUUUGCACAAGGAGCCAAACAUAAUUCACCGUGACAUUAAAACCAGCAACAUUCUUCUGGAUGAAAGAUUCGAUGCCCAUCUAGCUGAUUUUGGGCUUGCAAGGCUGUUGUGCCCCUACGAUACCCACGUCACAACUGAUCUAGUUGGAACGCUGGGGUACAUUCCUCCAGAAUAUAGUCAAACAUUGACAGCGACUUUUAGGGGUGAUGUUUAUAGCUAUGGUGUUGUUCUCCUUGAGCUUAUUACUGGUAAGCGACCUGUGGAAGUAUGCAAAGGAAAGAAUUGCAGAAACUUGGUGCCAUUGGUGUUUCAGAUGAAAUCCGAGAGGCGGGAGGAGGAAAUAUUUGAUCCAUCUAUAUUGCAUAAAGACAAUGAGAAGCAACUUUUGGAGGUGCUAAGUAUAGCAUGUAAAUGUGUAGAUCAGGAACCAAGGCAGAGACCCACCAUUUUUGAAGUUGUUUCAUGGCUUGAAGCAAUUGAGCCUGGGAAAGCCAACUGAUGAAAAAGCUUUAAGGAUCCGUUUGGUAAUGAUUAAUGAAUUUGGCUUUAUUUA